Cetraspora pellucida is the source of this 1740-nucleotide messenger RNA. NCBI's taxonomy places the organism in Eukaryota, Fungi, Glomeromycota, Glomeromycetes, Diversisporales, Gigasporaceae. The record is from the annotation of a GenBank genome assembly.
AUGAAUGGUCUUUUCAUCAUAUUCAUUAUAUACAUUCUGACAACUAAUUUGGAUGCAUCUAAUGCACCAGGUCACUUAUACCGAAGGCAAAACAAUAAUACUGUUAAUCCAGCAUCGACCACAGCCUCAGGAAUUUUAUGUCCUACGACACCGGUUACUUUUACAACAACUGUAAAUUCAAGUGCACCAACGACAGUAUCGACUAUCACUGACUCAACCACAUCGUUUGUUACCAUUACAGGUCAACCAAUACCCAGUGCAAUUACAACUACACUUCCUGCUAUAGAUUUUAAUCAACCUUUAAGAACGCGUAAUGAAACAAUACCAUAUCAAGCUUAUCAUGUUGCAUCAGAUUAUAAAAGUAUCACUUCUAAACAAGGGUUUUCUAAUUGUGGUGGUAUUGUUGAUAUCGAUGAUUUCCGUAUACUUUAUUCUGCGUCAAAAAAAACGUUUAUUCCUUUUUUUAGAGGUCGAUCUCCAGUUGUCGUGAAUAAUGCAACGGCACGUGUUUACGUUCAAAUAUAUGGAACUUCAACUGCAUUAGAAUUUAAUGGUAUUCCUUGUUUUGGAGCAAAGAACGCAAGUCCUUGUACUUCAGAUAAUGUAAUUGAUUCAGGCAGCACAUUUGAUGCAUCUAUAGCACAAUAUAUUGGAUCAUUUUUAAUUAAAUAUGGUUAUUUUUCUUUAAUUGAAUCACUUGGUGGUUACGCAAUUUUGACUGUUCAAACUGGGGAUAAUGAUCCGUACCUUGCUUGUGCAGUAACAAAGGUUGCUGAUGAUGAUAAUAUGGCUGACUCACUUGUUUCUCCAAGUGCUGCAACAGCUUAUACGGCUACUUCGGCCGCAGUGGGUUUAGUAUGUUUGACCCUUGCUGCUGGUGGGGUCGUCACUGUUGCCACAGUAGGGACUGAUUCACCUCCUGAAAAUGGAUACCAAAAAGAGGCACUUGAAAGUACGUAUGUUGACCAGGCAGAAAAAGGAAACACAUUAGUUGAUAUGAGCUCUGAAGGAGGAAAAGGAUUUGAAAUAACUCCAGAAGGAGGAGGAGAUGUUGGUGGUGGUAGUAGUGGUAUACCACCAGCUCAAGGAGGAGGAGAAACAGGAGCCGUACCAGGCGUAGGUGAUCAUCAGGCAACAAGUGCUCCAUCGCACGUGCAAUACCCAUCGUUUUAUGACUUUAUAUUUUAUACCCAAUCGAUCAUUACUACUGGAUGGCUCUCGUUAAAUUUAACAUCUGAAUAUAGGAAAUUCACAUCAACGUUCUCAUGGGCAUGUGCGCAAGGAUUCAUAAAUCUUAAUGUACUCGCUUCUGCUGCAAAUAAUUUACGUUAUAGCAUUUGUGGUAUUAUUGUUAAUAAGAACAUGAACGCAAUAUUAGUUCCAGGAACAUGUGUGGACAGUGAAAAUGGAUACAAAUUACCACCGGUAGGGUCAAAUUCUAGUCUUACGUUUGGUACUAAUUCUUCUCCAAGCACGCCACAAGCUACCAAACAUUUAUAUGGAUUUGAUUCAUACGCUCAUAUAAUUGGUGUUCCUGUGGAAGAUCUUCCUUUUGCAUCAAUGAUUGGAUUCUUAGUUGUUAUGGGUAUUGCAAUCACGUUGGUUCUUUUGGGUGCUAUUGUGGCUAGCAUAGUGAUAAAAUGUCGACAAAAUGCACCUGUAUUUUGGAUGACGAUGAGAAAUAAUGUGCAUUUAUUCAUAUUUGGUAUGUUGAAAAAAAUUUUAUUUGAAAAAUAUUAA